This is a messenger RNA of Nerophis lumbriciformis (worm pipefish), 2079 nucleotides long. Lineage: Eukaryota; Metazoa; Chordata; Actinopteri; Syngnathiformes; Syngnathidae. The record is from RefSeq and is a predicted model, not a curated record.
AUGGGACUCAGCUGCUUCAAGUCCUGGAAACAUGACCGAGCAGGCCUCAAAGGGAACAGAGAUGUGUUGGCCAGCCCAGGCUCAUACUUCUUCCUGUCCAACAGCGCUGGCCAGGGGGACGAGUGGCUGAAAAGCCUCAACAAGGGAGUCUGGAUCCCCUUCACAGGUGUCUUUGGCCAGCGUCUAGAAGAAACGGUACUGUACGAGCGUCGUUACGGCAUAAGCUCGGUACCCCUUGUAGUGGAGCAGUGCGUGGCCUUCAUUCGCGAGCGGGGUCUCCAGGAGGUGGGCUUGUUUCGACAACCGGGACGAGCAAGCUUAGUGAAGGAGCUGCAGGAGGCGUUCGACGCUGGGGAGAGGCCCUCUUUCGACAGUAACACAGACGUCCACACAGUGGCGUCGCUGUUGAAGCUCUACCUGCGACAGCUGCCAGAGCCUUUGGUUCCUUUCAGUCACUAUGAGGACUUCUUGCUCAGUGGCCAAAUGCUUUUAAGUGACCGCAUGCAGGGAUUGGAGGAAUUGAGCAAUCUUCUCCAGGAGCUACCAGUUGCCAAUUUCAAUCUGCUGAAAUUCAUAUGCCAGUUUCUCAAUGAGGUCCAAAGUCACUCAAAGGGGAACAAGAUGAGCUGCAAUAAUUUGGCCACAGUCUUCGGGCCAAACAUUCUCCGAGCCAAAACAGAGGACCCGCAAAGCAUCAUGGGGGGUGCAGGACUGGUUCAAGCACUGAUGUUGGAAAUGAUCAGGGAGCAUCAGUCCCUGUUCUCCAGAGUCUUAGUACCGGUUCCUGCACAUACAACUGCAGGGUUUUACGCAUCGCCUGCUGCUCUCAGACGACCUCAUCUGCACCAGUGCCCCUGCCCUCGCCAGAUGUCACUGCCGCUUAUUGCGGAGCGAUGCCGAGAGCCGGCACAGAGUACCAGCUCUGUUUCUCCAGCUGCGGCCACGUCCGGCCACAAGACACUCCUUGGCCAUCGCUACACAUCUUCGCAUCCAGAAACCUGCUUCUUUCCACUACUUUCCCCAAGUAAGAACCAUUACGAGGGGAGAACCAGAGAGCAAUGCCAGCAGCUGAUCAGUGGUGGAUCGCCCCCUGCAGAUGUCCAUAGCUCUAAGGAACCUAAAUCUGAGCACAUGAGCUGGAUGGAAGUCUGGAAUAGUCUUGGAGAGCCGCGCGACACCGUUGGCAAAGCACUGGCAGAUGAGCCAUUGUGGAUUCCUGGUGCCACCCAAAUGGCAGUGGCAGAAGGCGACUGCACCAAAGGGACUGACACAAAUGUGCCCAGUAGGAGCAGCAGUGGAACGCAGGAAGACAGCACCCCAUCCGAUUAUGACAAUCUGGACAGCGCGCAUUCCAGUCAGAUCAUGGAGGAUGUCGCCAGUGAACAUUUAGACCCCAAAGAAGAACGAGACUCUGGUGAAGAAUCCGAGGAAGCGUGGCAGACAGUCGACGACUCCUCAUCAUGGUCCUCCUGCGAGGUUUUACCACUGCUUAAGAGUGGGAGUCAGGUUAGUCUUGACGUGACACCAAAGAGAUCCCCGUCAAGCCAAGCAGCAGAAGAUGACAAACGACUUGACGGCGAUGCAGAAAGUGACCAUAACGAAGGACGCCAUCUGAACACUCCAACAUCUGGCUCAAUCCUCAGCCCUCUCAGCACAGGGAGCUCUGAGGUGUUCCUCCCCUCGGGUCCUCCAGAACUUUCGGGUCCUGAGAACCAGUCACAGCCUGAUGACGCGCAGUUGCUCCUGGCCGAGCUUCGGCAGCAGAUGGCCCAGCAGAGGACCGAGUACCAGGCCAGGAUCCACAGACUGGUGCGCUGCAACGAUGCCCUCGAACGGCAGGUGGCGGCACUUCGCGACAGUCUGGAGAGGCAGAGGCGCAGCCAGAGCGCGGCUGAGGUCAGGAUCCGCGAUGUGGAGCGGGCCAGGGCUGCAGCGGACUGCCACAACUCCACACUGCAGGCAGACAUGGAGCUGUUUUUCCAGACAAACAGAAAGAUCCGAACGCAGGAAUGGAAGGACGAUAAUGUUGAUGAUGCUGAUAAGGGAGGAAAGACUGAACGCACCUUAAAGAGCCUAUGA